AUGAAGUACUCUUUCGUCUGCGCCGCCCUCGCCGCCUCGGCCUCUGCCCAGAUCGUCUCUGACAUCACCUCGAUUGGUGGCUCCAUCAUUUCUGCCGGUACUAGCGGUGCUGGAUCAGUCGUUUCUGCUGCUACCUCCGGUGUUGGCCAGGGUAUCUCAGGUGCCUCGUCCGUCGGAUCAGUCGCCGUCUCAGGAGCCUCCUCGGCUGCCAGCGUUGCUGUUUCUGGCGCUUCGUCUGUUGCAAGCGCAGGCACUUCCGGAGGCGCAGCUGCUCUCUCUACCCUCACUGCCAGCGCCUCGGCUGACCUGUCGUCUGCCUCUGCCGCCCUCGCCUCCGAGAGCAUGGACAUCAGCUCUCGCUUGAGCUCCCUCUCCGCUGCUCAGUCUACCGCCACUGGUUCCGCCAAGAGCUCUCUCUCGUCUGAGGCUGCUGCUCUCCAGUCGUCGGCCUCUUCUGCCCUCAGCUCUGGUACCAGCGCCUUGAGCUCUGCCUCGUCGCGUGUCUCCUCCGCAGUCUCUGGCGCUUCGUCCAGCGUUGCCAAGAGUGGUUCUUCGGCUGCCUCGUCCGCCUCCAAGUCUGCCUCAUCAGCUGCCUCGUCUGCUUCCUCUGCUGCCAGCACUGGUGCUGCUGCCUACAACGGACCCGCUGUUGGUGGUGUCCUCGGUGCCGCCCUUGGCUUCGCUGCCCUCCUCUAA
Messenger RNA from Aureobasidium vineae, 696 nucleotides. The record is from the annotation of a GenBank genome assembly. Lineage: Eukaryota; Fungi; Ascomycota; Dothideomycetes; Dothideales; Saccotheciaceae.